Messenger RNA from Rattus norvegicus (Norway rat), 2708 nucleotides. RefSeq names its product zinc finger protein 58 (gene Zfp58). Lineage: Eukaryota; Metazoa; Chordata; Mammalia; Rodentia; Muridae. The coding region runs from base 199 to 1002 and encodes 267 amino acids. Gene Ontology annotation, cellular component: nucleus. The transcript has 4 exons. Gene Ontology annotation, biological process: regulation of DNA-templated transcription. The record is from RefSeq and is marked validated.
CAGGGACCUACUCCAGAAACAGUACUUGCUAAUUCUGUCUGAAAGUGUGCUAUUUCCCCAAAGUUGGGCGAGAGUGCUGUCCUGCUCAGCUCUCGAGUUGCAUCUCUGACAUGAAGGUUGGUCCAGGGAGCAGCGCAGCCUGAGGUGCGGGGAUCUGUCUGACAGCGAGCAGAGCCGCGGUGGAUAGGAGGGCAGAAAAUGCUGACAUGUGAAAUGCUGUCAUUCUGGGAUGUGGCCAUUGAUUUCUCUCCAGAAGAGAGGGAAUGCCUAAGGCCUGCUCAGUGGAAUCUGUACAGGGAUGUGAUGUUGGAGAAUUACAGCAACCUGGUGUCCCUGGGUCUUGCUGCCUCUAAGCCAUUCCUGGUGACAUUCCUGGAGCAAAGACAAGGACCUUGGGAUGAGAAGAGACAAGCAGCAGCCCCUGUGCACCCAGGAAAAACACUAAAUAUAUGUAAAGAUUACAGCAAGGCCUUUUAUUGCAAUUCACUGCUUGUUCAACACCAGAGAAUUGGUACAGGGGAGAACCCCUACAAGUGUGAAGAAUGUGGUAAGGCCUUUCGUAUUCGCUCAAGACUUUCUAUACACCAGAGAGUUCAUACUGGAGAAAAACCCUACAAGUGUGAAGAAUGUGGUAAAGCCUUUAAUACUCAUUCAAACCUUUCUGAACACCUCAGAAUACAUACUGGAGAAAAACCCUACAAAUGCGAAGAAUGUAGUAAAGCCUUUAGUACUCGCUCAACACAUUAUAGACACCAGAAAAGUCAUUCUGGAGAAAAACCAUACAAGUGUGAAGAAUGUACCAAAGUAUUUUCCUACCCUUCAUUGCUUAAGGUACAUCAAAGAACUCAUUCUACAGAUAAAUCUUACAAGUGUGAAGAAUGUGGGAAACUAUUUUACUGUCCUUUAUUGCUUAAGAAGCAUCAAGUAAUUCAUUCUGCAGAGAAACCCUACAAGUGUACAGAAUGCAGCAAAGCAUUUCACUACCCUUCAUUGCUUAAGUGACAUCAAAAAAUCCAUGCUGGAAAGAAACCCUAUAAGUGUAAAAACUGCGACAGGGCAUUUUAUUCUUCUGCAUUCCUUAAGCACCAUCAAAGAAUUCAUUUUGAAGAGAAUUCCUACAAGUGUGGAGAAUGUGGCAAAAGGUUUUAUUCUUUUCCACACCUUCAGGAUCACCAAAGAUUUCAAUCUGGAGAGAAACCAUACAAAUGUGAACAGUGUGGGAAAACAUUUUCUACCCUUUCAUACCUCUCUUGGCACAAGUUGCGUCAUUCUGGGGAGAAACUGUACAAAUGUGAAUAAUGUGGGAAAAUGUUUUACUCUACUUUAGACCUUAAAAAACACCAAAAGAUUCAUGCCUAUAAAUGUGGGGAAUGCCACUCUGGCUUUCCUAAUUACUCAGCCCUGACUGCACAUCAGAGAGUCCAUACUGGAGAGAUAGCUCACAUAUGUAAACAAUGUGGGAAAACCUUUUCUAGACUUGAUAGCCUCAAUCAGCACCAGAUUGUUCAUACUGGAGAGAAACCCUAUAAAUGUGGAAAAUGUGGCAAAUGUUUUUUCCGAUCUUGAUCCCUUAAAAGACAUCAAGGAAUUCAUUUUUUUCUUUUUUUGGUUCUUUUUUUCGGGGCUGGGGACCGAACCCAGGGCCUUGCGCUUCCUAGGUAAGCGCUCUACCACUGAGCUAAAUCCCCAGCCCCAAGGAAUUCAUUCUUAAUAGAAAUUUUAUAAGUACUAUGUGAUAAAAAUCUUGCUAAAUAUUCAGACCUUACCCAAGACAAAUGAAUCCAUUAAGUAGAGAAGCCAUGUGCAUGUGAAGAAUGCUUAGUGCUUUAACAUGAUGUCAACACGUUCUACCAUCAGUAAUGUUCAUUCUGCAGAGAAACUUGCCCAACUGUGAAGGGAGUGACAGGCUUUUAGUGUUGCUUCAUAUCUUAAAUCACAAUGAUCUUUAUCCUGAACAUCAGUGCUAUCAGGUGAAGGGUGUGGUGAAGGCAUUAGUUAUCAUUCAGUCCUAGUUAAACCUCAAUAAUUCAUUUCUGAGAGAAACCCUACUUAUAUGCAGAAAAGGACCAAGGCUUAGAUAUUCUUUAUGUCUACAUAAGCAUGAAUGCCCAGCAAUAUCUGAAUGUGUGCUUUCCUGGAUGAGAGUACCUUUUGCAAAUGUCCUGGGGCAUUUUCUUGACUGUUAACUAAUGUUGUAGUGUCCAGUCAGGACAAGCAGCACCACCCUGGGGAAGUGUUCUUGGGUUACAUAAGGAUUUUAGGUGAGCAGGAGAGUAAGUAACAUGUCAGGAAACAUGGUUUCUACUUCACUUGCUGCCCUUGCUUCCCUGGAAGAGAAACAGUGACUGUGAUGGUUUGCAUAUGCUUGGCCCAGGGAGUGGCACUAUUAGAAGGUGUGGCCUUGUUGAAAGAAGUGUGUCACUGUGUGGGUGGGCUUGGAGACCCUUCUCCUAGCUGCCUGAGGAUACUCAGUAUGUUCCUGACUUCCUUCAGGUGAAGAUGUAGAACUUAGCUCCUCCUGCACCAUGCCCACCUGGGUGCUGCCAUGCUCCCACCUUGAUGAUAAUGGACUGAACCUCUGAACCUGUAAGCCAGCCCCAAUUAAAUAUUGUUCUUUAUAAAAUUUGCAUUGAUCAUGGUGUCUGUUUAUAGAAAUAAAACCCUAAGACAGUGACCUUUAUGUUGAAAUAAAAUAUUUGCUCUGCAAA